AUGGCGGCGGCGCUGUCCAUCGAUCUGAAGAAACCCAUCGACAAGCGGAUCUAUAAGGGGACGCAGCCCACCUGCCACGACUUCAACCAGUUCACGGCAGCUUCCGAGAGCAUCUCUCUCUUGGUUGGCUUCUCAGCCGGGCAAGUGCAAUACUUGGAUCUGAUCAAGAAAGAUACCAGUAAGCUCUUUAAUGAGGAGAGGCUCAUUGACAAGUCAAAGGUCACCUUUGUGAAGUGGAUCCCCGAAUCGGAGAGCCUCUUCCUGGCCUCCCACGCCAGCGGUCACCUGUACCUAUACAACGUGGAGCAGCCCUGCGUCUCGGCCGCCCCCCAGUACACCCUCCUCAAGCAAGGCGAGGGCUUCACGGUUUACGCCUGUAAGAGCAAGAACGCCCGGAACCCGCUCCUGAAGUGGGCGGUGGGCGAAGGGGCCCUGAACGAGUUCGCCUUCUCGCCCGACGGCCGCUACCUGGCCUGCGUCAGCCAAGACGGUUGCCUGCGCGUCUUCCAUUUCGACUCCAUGCUGCUGCAGGGCAUGAUGAAAAGUUACUUUGGGGGGCUGCUCUGCGUCUGCUGGAGCCCCGACGGACGCUACAUCGUGACGGGGGGCGAAGACGACCUGGUCACGGUUUGGUCCUUUGCAGAGGGCCGGGUCAUCGCCCGGGGCCACGGCCACAAGUCCUGGGUCAACGUGGUGGCUUUCGACCCCUACACCACCAGCAAGGAGGACGACGAGAGUGGGGAGCUGAGCGGCAGCGACGAGGAUCUCCAGGAAACGUCCGAGUUCCGGCGGGUGAGGACCAGCAGCACCCUCUCCCACCUGUCCAAGCACAGUGCCAAAAGCACCCCCUCGGUCACCUACCGAUUUGGGUCCGCUGGGCAGGACACCCAGUUCUGCCUCUGGGACCUGACCGAAGACGUCCUGUACCCCCACCACCUCCUGCCCCGCACCCGAACGCUCACCAACACUUUUGGCGCCGGCAUUCCUCCCUCGGGCAGCGGGGGCAGCAACCUGGCCGCCGAGUCGGGCGGCGGAGGGGGCCCGCUUCCCCGCUCCCUCUCGCGCUCCAACAGCCUGCCGCACCCGGCCGUCACCAGCGCCGCCAAGAGCCACGCGGCCGACGGGACGGUGCCCUUCAGCAUCGGCAAAUUCGCCACCCUCACCCUGCAGGAGCGGCGAGACAAAAACGCGGAGAAAGAGCACAAACGCUACCACAGCCUGGGCAACAUCAGCAAGAGCAGCGACAAGCUGAACGUGGUGCCGAAGAGCAAGCUGGACACGGCCAAGGUCCUGGGCACGGCUCUGUGCCCCCGCAUCCACGAGGUGCCCCUGCUGGAGCCGCUGGUGUGCAAGAAGAUCGCCCACGAGCGGCUGACCGUCCUGCUCUUCCUGGAGGACUGCAUCAUCACCGCCUGCCAGGAGGGGCUGAUCUGCACCUGGGCCAGGCCAGGCAAGGCGACCCUGAAUUCUUACAACGGGGGCUCUCCCAGCGGCACAAUCGUGUAA
Protobothrops mucrosquamatus (brown spotted pit viper) is the source of this 1506-nucleotide messenger RNA. It is a transcript of the gene DMWD, whose product is annotated as DM1 locus, WD repeat containing. Bases 1 to 1506 code for a protein of 501 amino acids. Gene Ontology annotation, molecular function: protein binding. The transcript is spliced from 4 exons. NCBI's taxonomy places the organism in Eukaryota, Metazoa, Chordata, Lepidosauria, Squamata, Viperidae. The record is from RefSeq and is a predicted model, not a curated record.